CUAUACUAUCUCUGAACAUAAUGGAAUUAAAUCAAUUGAAUUACAAAAAUGUGAAAACGAAAGAGAACAGAAAUUAAUUGCGAUGUAGAUGCAUUUGUGGAUUAGAAGUAAUAAUGCACAAAGUGCAUCGAUAGGGGGAAUAGCUGGCAGCCGGCUGUCUUUGCAGUUCAGUAUAACAAGUAAUGACGCUUUGGGUAUAAGGUUUACGUUUGGUCACCGUGGUGACAGCUACCCAAUAGGAAUAUUUCUCACUUUUCUUUAGUUUACGUUAACUACACCUAUAUUUAUAUGUUAUUCAAGUGAUUUCUUCUUUAUUCGCUCAAUUUUGUGAUGGCAAGGACGCUUGUUUGUUUGCGAUACUUUCUCAUCGGUGGUGCUAUUGUCGUGGGUGUAUGCGGUCUUAUAGAGAGUAUUUGUGCGAGUUAUUUCAUAUAUCAACUGUAUGAAUAUUCAUCCCUUACUCCCAGUAAUGUCUGCGGGGCACCGAUAACGUUGCUAGUGAUGGGGCUGAUAACGUGUAUGAUAGGCUGGUGUGCCUGGCAAUUUUUAGAUUUCACCAACACCGGUCAAGUCAUAAUUUUUUCCAUAGCGCUGAUCAUUAUAACGAUCGCAAAUACAAGUGCUGGGAUUUGGACUCUUGUUAGACACGAACAGGUAGAUCUGUUACCAACUGCGGAUCUAGAACAGGUGUUCAAACAUGCCAUUUCGGAUGAUAAAUCUCUUUGGGAUCAUAUGCAUUCCAAGUUGCAAUGCUGUGGAAUAAACGGUCCAGCUGAUUAUCACGGCCAGGAUGCAAUUCCAUGGUCUUGUUGCGAUACGACGUCAGGUGCAAAUCCCAGUGAUAAUAAAGGCGUCUGUGCUACACUGUACGCAAGAGGUUGCCAACAUGUAGUAAUGAAGCGUACCAGAUCGAUUCUUCUUCAUGUUUUCUUGCUCGCAUUAUGUACAAUUUUAUUACAGGUUUGUUUCAUUACAUGCAUGAGUUGUUACGUGAAGGCUUGCCGUGAAAGGAGAGAAAGAAGAAAGGAAAUAAUAAGUGCGUCGCAAUCAUUUGCACGUGCAUCGAAAGACUUAGGAACUAAUGAUAAUCUUCUUGGUCAACAGAUGAAAUAUUCCAAAGCAGCGACUGAUAUUUGACGAUCGAUACUUAAAAAUAAUCAUUAUAUACUAAUUUAUAACGAUACUUUGUUUUAGUACCCAGAUACCCGUACAUAAAAAUAUUUAAUACAGGAUGUCCCAUACAAGUGGGACAAAUUAUAGAAACAGUAAAAGAGAGAAAAAAUAUCAUUAAGAAAAAUUAAACACUGCGAAAUGCAUACGUCUGCGCCUAAAAUGUAGGCGUUUUAAAGAACUCGAAGUCAUCCUCAUUUUUUAAAAUGGAACUGUGUGCUUUGUUAUACAUCAAUCGAAGCGUAUUUUUGUUCUCUAAAAGAGAAACAAAAUUUCAUUUUAAGAAACUUUGUACUUUGUUACACGUCAGCUUGGAAAUAUAACUUGGCCCAGUUACAUGGGACACCCUGUACUACAAUAAAUGCCAAUCGAUGCUGCACAAUAUUUUAUAAAAUUUGAUACUGAUAAAUAUAGCGCUAUCAAAUACAGAGUUCCUUAAUUAACUGAUAAAUCGAUACAAUAAAAAAUGAUUUUUACUACUGUACAGAAGUUUUACAAUUUUAUCAUGACCAAAAUAAAUAUUUGUAAUAUAA
Messenger RNA from Osmia bicornis bicornis, 1703 nucleotides. Its product is annotated as leukocyte surface antigen CD53-like. Bases 331 to 1137 code for a protein of 268 amino acids. Gene Ontology annotation, cellular component: membrane. The record is from RefSeq and is a predicted model, not a curated record. Lineage: Eukaryota; Metazoa; Arthropoda; Insecta; Hymenoptera; Megachilidae. The transcript has 5 exons.